GACGCUAAGUUUUCACAAGGAGGAGCCGGCGGAGUACCUCUUCGUUGGCACGGACUCGAGCACCUGUAUAGGUUCGCAGCUCAAGUCCGAGAGGUGCCCGCUCACGGAGGCGUGCACGCCGGACUGCCAGCCCCGGGACUGCGAGCUGGGAGACUGGAGCGACUGGAACGAGCCGACCUGCGUGGGGCUGUGCGAGAG
Messenger RNA from Prorocentrum cordatum, 198 nucleotides. The record is from the annotation of a GenBank genome assembly. NCBI's taxonomy places the organism in Eukaryota, Dinophyceae, Prorocentrales, Prorocentraceae.